Penicillium bovifimosum is the source of this 1086-nucleotide messenger RNA. RefSeq names its product 5'/3'-nucleotidase SurE. Gene Ontology annotation, molecular function: hydrolase activity. The record is from RefSeq and is a predicted model, not a curated record. Gene Ontology annotation, cellular component: P-body. Lineage: Eukaryota; Fungi; Ascomycota; Eurotiomycetes; Eurotiales; Aspergillaceae. The transcript is spliced from 2 exons. The coding region runs from base 1 to 1086 and encodes 361 amino acids.
AUGCCCGACCGGUUCACCGCACGCUGCAUUCGGCCCUACCAAAGCCGUCCCCGCGGCCUGAACGGCCUCGUCCCCUGGGCCCUCAUGCCCCACACCCGCCUUUCACCCUACCUCAGACCCCUAGUCGACACCCUCCAAGAAAAAGGCCACCAAGUCUCCGUAGCCAUCCCGGCCUCCUCCCGCUCCUGGAUCGGCAAAGCGCACAUAAUCGAAGCCUCCCUAACAGCAACCUACGUGCACCGGGACUCCUUCAACGCCGACGGCACCUGGAACGAACCCGAGUCCGAGUGCGAGUCCAACCCUGAAACCGACUGGGUCGUCAUCCGCAACGGCACACCUGCCAGCUGCGCCCAACUCGGUCUGUACAACUUGUUCACGGACCGCGCGCCUAUCGACCUCGUCAUCUCGGGCCCGAACCACGGCCGCAACGCUUCUACCAUCUACAACCUCUCUUCAGGGACGGUUGGCGGUGCGCUGGAGGCGGUUUUCUGCGGGAAGAAGGCCAUUGCUAUCUCGUUUGGGAGUAAGGAUGAGCAGCCGAAGGAUGUUAUUGAUGCGGCGGCGAGGUUGGCCGUGAGGGUUGUUGAGCAUCUUUAUUCGCAUUGGGAUGAGAGGGUUGAGCUUUAUAAUAUUAAUGUUCCUAUGCGGGUCGAUGUUGAGGAGAGGCCUGUGUUGUAUACGCGCACUUUGCCGUAUUAUUGGAAUAGAGGGUGUUUGUAUGCUGAGGAGGGGAAGAAGGUUGUUAAUGGUGUUAAUGGUGUGAAUGGGGUUCAUGUCAAUGGUGAGACCAAUGGUGAGACCAAUGGUGAGACCAAUGGUGAGACCAAUGGUGAGACCAAUGGUGAGACCAAUGGUGAGACCAAUGGCGAGACCAAUGGUGUGCUUGUCAAUGGACAUGGUCCCGCGCCCAGACAGCGCCAGUUCAAGUGGUCUGCUGAUUUGUCGGAUAUGAAGAAGACAUUGCAGGAGAGCGAGGUUGGGACGGAUGCUCAUACCGUGCUAAAUGGGUCGACCAGUGUGACUGCUCUCCGAGCCAACUUCUGGCAUGUCCCUGAUCUUGAUGGGCCGCUGCAUCUCGAUUCUUGA